Molecule: messenger RNA, 1968 nt
Organism: Ziziphus jujuba (common jujube)
Lineage: Eukaryota; Viridiplantae; Streptophyta; Magnoliopsida; Rosales; Rhamnaceae
Product: pentatricopeptide repeat-containing protein At5g66520
Exons: 1
Coding region: 93-1955 (620 amino acids)
Biological process (GO): RNA modification
Molecular function (GO): protein binding; zinc ion binding; RNA binding
Source: RefSeq, a predicted model, not a curated record
ACGUUAUCCAAAUUGCUACAAGAAGUUUGAAGCCACAGAGCUGGGCUUUUAGUUUCAUAUAUUUUUCUGCUACCAGCUACAUUUGCUCUGCAAUGACACCUUUGCUUUCUCCAACAAAUCAAUUCUUGGAAUCCAACAUGGCACAGACGGUGUCUUUGCUGGAAUCAUGUUCAAGCAUGGAGGAACUAAAGCAGAUACACGCCCAAAUGUUUAAAACCGGCCUCGUUUCCAGUUCAAUCCCAGUUAGCAAGCUCCUCAGUUUCUGCAGUUUAUCUAGUUCUGGAAAUUUAGGAUAUGCCUGUAAAGUAUUCGACAGAUUUAGCAGUCCCAACAUUUUCAUGUGGAAUAUUAUGAUUAGAGGAUACUCAAACAGCAAUGAACCAGAAAAAGCCUUGCUCCUUUAUCAUCAAAUGCUCCGUCAUUCAGUUUCACAUAACGAAUAUACCUUUCCUUUCCUGCUCAAAGCCUGUUCUUGCCUGUCAGCUUUGGAAGAAACCCAUCAAAUCCAUGCUCACAUACUAAAACUGGGAUUUGGCUCAGAAGUCUAUGCUAUGAAUUCUCUGUUGCACGUUUACGCCAUAACGGGCAGCAUAAGAUCGGCAAACCUCCUAUUCGACCGGAUACCGGAACGAGAUAUUGUUACUUGGAACUCAAUAAUUAAAGGGUACACAAAAUAUGGUGAAAUGGAAAAGGCAAAUGAAUUUUUCAGAAGCAUGCCAGUAAAGAAUAUCAUUUCAUGGACAGCAAUGAUUUCUGGAUAUGUUAGUGCAGGUUUGAGCAAAGAAGCUUUAAACUUGUUUCAUGAAAUGCAAAGUGCUGGUGUCAAACCUGACAAAGUAACCUUGGCAAGCGCUCUUUCAGCUUGUGCACGGCUGGGAGCUUUAGAUCAAGGCAGUUGGAUUCAUACCUACAUUGAUAAGAACAGAAUUCGUAUCGAUCAAGUCUUGGGUUGUGCCCUUAUUGACAUGUAUGCAAAGUGUGGCAGCAUGGAAGAAGCACUGGAAGUUUUCAAAAGUACGGAGAAGAAAAAUGUCUCUUUAUGGACAGCGGUAAUUGAUGGUUUUGGAAUUCAUGGGCAGGGAAGGGAUGCUCUGGAUUGGUUCAUGCAAAUGCUUAAAGAAGGAAUCGAGCCAAAUGCGAUCACCUUCGUGGCCAUUUUGACUGCUUGUAGUCAUGCUGGACUAGUCAAUGAGGGAAAAUCUUUAUUCCAGAGCAUGAACACAGUAUACAAGUUGAAACCAUCGAUAGAGCAUUAUGGCUGCAUGGUCGAUCUUCUUGGCCGAGCUGGUUUACUGAAAGAAGCCAAGGAGUUAAUUGAGAGAAUGCCUCUAAGGCCAAAUGCUGUCAUUUGGGGGGCUCUACUUAAUGCUUGCCGAGUUCAUAAACAUCUCGAGUUGGGCAAACAGGUCGGAAAAUUAUUAGUUGAAGAAGACCCAGCACAUGGUGGGCGCUACAUUCACUUGGCAAGCAUUCAUGCUGCAGCAGGGGAAUGGAACCAAGCAGUAAAAGUGAGAAGGCAAAUGGAAGAUCAGGGAAUUUCAAAAAUUCCUGGUUGCAGUGUGAUAAGCCUUAAUGGAAAUGUGCACCAAUUUAUAGCUGGGGAUGGUUCACAUGAGGAUAUGAAGGAGAUUUAUCAUAUGUGGGAGCGAAUAGCGACGAGACUGAGACAAGAGGGCUAUAAACCUGCAACAGAGGAUUUGUUGCUCGAUCUUGAAGAUGAGGAGAAAGAAACAGCAAUUCAGCAGCACAGCGAAAAGCUUGCAGUAUCUUUUGGACUAAUAGGAACUAAACCAGGGGCAGUGAUUCGAAUUUUCAAGAAUUUACGGAUUUGUGAGGAUUGUCACAAAGUAGCAAAACUCAUAUCGGAUAUUUAUGAUAGAGAUAUUUUACUGCGAGAUAGAGUGCGUUUCCACCUUUUUAGAAAAGGUAAGUGUUCUUGUGGAGAUUACUGGUGAGAGAGAGUGGAAA